Microcebus murinus (gray mouse lemur) is the source of this 2355-nucleotide messenger RNA. RefSeq names its product doublesex and mab-3 related transcription factor 3 (gene DMRT3). Gene Ontology annotation, cellular component: nucleus. Lineage: Eukaryota; Metazoa; Chordata; Mammalia; Primates; Cheirogaleidae. The record is from RefSeq and is a predicted model, not a curated record. Gene Ontology annotation, biological process: male sex differentiation; regulation of transcription by RNA polymerase II. Gene Ontology annotation, molecular function: protein binding; RNA polymerase II cis-regulatory region sequence-specific DNA binding; DNA-binding transcription factor activity, RNA polymerase II-specific.
CCGCAGCCUGUGAGCGCCCCGGGAGCUGGAGAGACGGCUGCUGCACCUCCAGCCUCCUCGGGACACACGCGGUCACCGGGGCUGCGGGACCCAGGGCCGCGCCGCCCGGAGGCCGCCCCUGAGCGGGCCUCGCAGCCCAGCCGUCCAGCGCCCCCUGGCCUGCUCCCGCCGCCAGCCCGCCAACUCAUCCGGGAGCCCGGGGCAUGAACGGCUACGGCUCCCCCUACCUGUACAUGGGCGGCCCGGUGUCGCAGCCGCCGCGGGCGCCCCUGCAGCGCACGCCCAAGUGCGCGCGCUGCCGCAACCACGGCGUGCUGUCCUGGCUCAAGGGCCACAAGCGUUACUGCCGUUUCAAGGACUGCACCUGCGAGAAGUGCAUCCUCAUAAUCGAGCGGCAGCGGGUCAUGGCGGCGCAGGUGGCGCUGCGCCGGCAGCAGGCCAACGAGAGCCUGGAGAGCCUCAUCCCCGACUCGCUGCGCGCUCUGCCCGGGCCCCCGCCGCCCGGGGACGCCACCGCCGCCCCGCAGCCGCCGCCGACCUCGCAGCAGUCUCAGCCGCCGCCGCCGCCACCGCGUCCUGCUGCGGAGUUGGCCGCGGCCGCCGCGCUGCGUUGGGCCACCGAGCCGCAGCCCGGGACACUGCAGACGCAGCUCGCCAAGCCAGACUUGACUGAAGAACGACUUGGGGACAGCAGCUCAGGAGACAAUACAGAGGCCUUCAGUGACAAGGACACUGACCAGAGGAGCUCCCCAGAUGUGGUCAAGAGUAAGAGCUGCUUCACCCCUGAGAGCCCCGAGAUAGUGUCCGUGGACGAAGGGGGCUAUGCGGUCCAGAAAAACGGAGGCAACCCCGAGAGCCACCCCGACAGCCCCAAAUACCACGCAGAGCAGAAUCACCUCCUGAUCGAGGGCCCAUCGGGGACUGUUUCUCUGCCCUUCAGCUUGAAAGCCAACAGACCACCGCUGGAAGUGUUAAAAAAAAUAUUCCCCAACCAGAAGCCAACGGUGCUGGAGCUCAUCCUCAAGGGCUGCGGCGGGGACCUGGUGAGUGCCGUGGAGGUCCUUCUGUCCAGCCGGUCUUCGGUCCCUGGAGCAGAGCGAACUGCAGCAGAACCCGAGAGUCUCGUCCUGCCCUCCAAUGGGCACAUCUUCGAACACACCUUGAGCUCCUACCCCAUCUCCUCUUCCAAAUGGUCCGUGGGGUCGGCCUUUCGGGUCCCAGACACGUUGAGGUUUUCUGCUGACUCUAGUAAUGUCGUCCCCAACCCCCUGGCCGUGCCUCUGCAGCACCCUUUCCCGCAGCCACCCCGGUACCCGCUGAUGCUGAGGAAUACUUUGGCGAGAAACCAGUCGAGCCCCUUUUUGCCCAACGACGUCACCCUGUGGAACACCAUGACGCUGCAGCAGCAGUAUCAGCUGAGGUCCCAGUAUGUCAGUCCUUUCCCCAGUAACUCUACCAGCGUCUUCAGGAGCUCGCCUGUCCUCCCCGCCCGGGCCACAGAAGACCCUCGGAUCUCCAUCCCUGACGAUGGGUGUCCUAUUGUGUCCAAGCAGUCCAUUUACACUGAGGACGACUUUGACGAGAGGUCUGACUCCUCGGACUCUAGAAUACUCAACACAUCGUCUUAAAGUGGUACCAGAUGGGUGGUGGCCAGGUGACAAUUUCUGUGCAUUUGGACGCUGGGGUGCCCGAGGAGAGGCCACAUCUCGUGUAUACCUUUUUCCUUCUGUUUGACAAAGUGACUGAGCUUGAUUCUAUACAUUAGCAAUAAAAACAUAACUUAUUUAACUUCUUGCACUUCACUGGAAAAUGCCAAAUAGCUCUGCUCUGUGGCUUUAGUGCUGAAUGUUUAUUGUAAAAGAGAGUCUAAUGCUAAGAAUAGUCUUGGGAAGGCGAGGCCCAUGGAAGAUUUAUUUGGGGAUGUAAAAGCUGAAGGUCAGCCUUGCACCUAAACUCAAUCUGGAAUGUGAAAUAAAAUAGUAUACUUGAAUGCAGUUUUGUAAAAGAGGAUUCCUCAGGAUAUGUGAAACCUAAAGGAAGUGGUUCAGUUGCAAAUGGACUAUAAACAGGGACAUUAUAUUCUUAUGCUAAAAAUCCUUCUUGCAUUUUAAAGAGAGAUCCACUUAAGAAUAAACUGCUCAUAUGCUUAUUUAAGCUUGGACAGUUUUCAGAGACAAAAUCCAUUAAGAAUUAUAUUCUUUUCACAUGGCUGAAUCGAAACAUGUGUAAUGUCAAUGUAAAACCAAUCACAGCUGUGAACUGCAUGAAAUGUAUUGUGAAAUGAACACAAGAUUAAGCUUUGUCAGGUUAAUGUAGCAUGCUAAGGACUCUAGAAAAAAUAAACUAAGGAGAUGA